Molecule: messenger RNA, 369 nt
Organism: Echinostoma caproni
Lineage: Eukaryota; Metazoa; Platyhelminthes; Trematoda; Plagiorchiida; Echinostomatidae
Source: the annotation of a GenBank genome assembly
AUGCGAGCUGCAAGGCCGCGAUCAGUGAUCUAUGCCUAUUCUGUUCGUGCGGCAUAUUUCCUUAUGCACCACUUAGCAAAUGAACCAGUUCCCGCGGACUACGGGAAUCAAGAUCCCGAUCAAAAAGUGGUUUAUCGGUUUAUUCGUACCCUAUUCCAAAUGGCGCAACUGUCCCCGGAAUGUGCGAUUGUAACCAUGGUUUACCUGGAACGACUGUUGACUAGUGCCGAGACGGAACUGACCCCGGCCACUUGGAAACGUAUCGUGCUGUGUGCAAUCCUAUUAGCCAGUAAAGUAUGGGAUGAUCAGGCAGUUUGGAAUGUGGACUAUUGCCAAAUUUUGAAAGAUUUGAACGUGAAUGAUGUGUAA